Sus scrofa (pig) is the source of this 2121-nucleotide messenger RNA. It is a transcript of the gene FCRLA, whose product is annotated as Fc receptor like A. Gene Ontology annotation, cellular component: external side of plasma membrane. Gene Ontology annotation, biological process: immune response; cell surface receptor signaling pathway. Gene Ontology annotation, molecular function: transmembrane signaling receptor activity. Lineage: Eukaryota; Metazoa; Chordata; Mammalia; Artiodactyla; Suidae. The record is from RefSeq and is a predicted model, not a curated record.
CUCUUUUCUAAUUUGAGAGGUUUCAUGUUGAAGAAAGUCAGUGUGUUAGAAGCUGCAGGAGACCUAAACACAGUCACCAUGAAGCUGGGCUAUGUCCUCACGACAGGGGUCUUUUCCUUUCCUCCUCCUAUGCUCUGGGCCGCUCAGAUGCUACUUGUUGCAGCAUCAUUUUCUGGUUCUUUGCGGACCAUGGCCUCCCCAGCUGCCAGUUUUGAUGCACUCCAAUGCAAAGUACCUCUCAGCAGCCAGGAGAGCAGGUGCCACAUGGAUGAGGACUUGACGGACCUGAGGGAUGUCGACUUCCAGAUCAAGGGCUACACUUUCAGUGAACCCUUCCAUCUGAUUGUGUCCUAUGACUGGUUGAUCCUCCAAAGUUCAGUCAGGCCCAUAUUUGAAGGAGACCCACUGGUUCUACGCUGCCAGGCCUGGCAAAACUGGCCGCUGACCCAGAUCACCUUUUACCGAGACGGCUCAGCCCUGGGUCCCCCUGGACCUAACAGGGAAUUCUCCAUCGCUGUGGCGCAAAAGGCAGACAGUGGGCACUACCACUGCAGUGCUGUCUUCAGGAGCCCUGGUCCUGGGAGCCUAGAAACAGCAUCAUCUGUGACCAUCACAGUUCAAGAACUGUUUCCAACUCCAGUGCUCAGAGCCACACCCUCGGCUGAGCUCCGGGAGGGAAGCCCGGUGACCCUGAGCUGUCAGACAAAGCUGCCCCUGCAAAGGUCAGCUGCCCGCCUCUUCUUCUCCUUCUACAAAGACGGCAGGAGAGUGCGCAGCAGGGGCCCCUCCUCAGAGUUCCAGAUCCCCACAGCUUCAGAGGCACAUUCUGGGUCCUACUGGUGUGAAGCAGCCACUGAGGACAAUCAAGUUUGGAAACAGAGCCCCAAGCUGGAGAUUAAGGUUCAGAGUCCCUCCAGCUCUGCUGCACCCCCCAUCUUGAAUCCAGCUGCUCAGAAGUCAGCUGCUCCAGAAACUACUUCUACUGAGCGCCCUGGGCCUCUGCCUCCACUGCCCACCCCUUCUUCUAAGGAUCCAGGCUUCUCCUCUCCUCUGGAGAUCCUAGACCCGCAUCUGCGUCACCAAGUGCGUGAACUCCUCAAACAAAUGCAGGAUAUAAGGGAUCUCCUUGGUCACCUGGUCAUGGAGCUGAGGAGUUUGUCAGGCUACCUGAAGCUUGAGAUCACAAAGGGUCCUGCCGAAUACAAGUAAAGCGUUCACCAACAGUAUUUACUCAACUGCCUGCGAUAAAUCCAACUCUAUUUUUCCUCUUUUUGUUCUGUAUUUACCCAUAAAUACUUGUGCAAGUUUCCCAGUGUUUUAUUAGUAUAACAGAGUUAGAUGAGUAUAAAUGUUUGUACACAGUGAUAAUUGGAUUUUAGCUAUAGAAAAAAAUUGUGUAUUCUCUCCUAAUAUGACAACAUAAUCCUGCUCUGUCUAGAUUAGGAACUGCCUUCUGUUGUCCAGACCAGAAUCUGGUGAUCGAAAGAGAAGCAAUGAGAUAGAUUUAGCGCAGUAGUCUCAACCAAGGGCAAUCCCUCCCCACCCUAGGGGACAUUGGACAAUGUCUGGAGACAUUUUUGGUCUUCGCAUUGUGUUGGGGCUGCAUAUUACUGGUGUCUAGUGAGCAGAAGCCAGGCAUGCUGUUAGACAUCCUAUAAUCCACAGAACAGCCUCCCACAAUGUAGGAUUAUCUUGUCUAAAAUGUCAGUAGUGCCAACUUUGGGAAACUCAGCCUAACAGAGACAUUGGACUCUGGGAUGGACCUUUGCCUCAUCUACUUACUCUCCCCUAUACCCUCCUAGCCUUAUUUAGCAAAUAUUAGUUACAUGCUGGUAUUUCAUUGGCCUCUGCUACAUGCCCAAGUUUAUGUUAUGCUAUGUUAAGUAUACUCAUACGACAACGUCUCUGUCUAUGUAGGGUUUACAAUUUGAGAUGGAGAGGCAGUAAUAUUCCUACCCAUAAACAAUUAAGCAGGGUAUAUAAAAAUUCCCUACAGGAUCCUACUAGGCUCAGAAGUAUGUGAUCAAGUAUAACAUUGCCUGAGUAACAAUUAGUUGUUUUAAUUUGUCUCUGAAGUAAUUUUUCUUUAAAAAUACACAUAAAUCUAUUUUGGUACCAUAA